Molecule: messenger RNA, 1002 nt
Organism: Penicillium arizonense
Lineage: Eukaryota; Fungi; Ascomycota; Eurotiomycetes; Eurotiales; Aspergillaceae
Exons: 2
Coding region: 1-1002 (333 amino acids)
Source: RefSeq, a predicted model, not a curated record
AUGACGAUAGCAGCAUUUUUCGGCAUCACCUGUUAUAACGUUCUGGAGAUUAUGGUCUCCAUUUUCAUGACCUUUAAGCGUUACCGAGGAUUAUACUUUUGGAGCAUGCUCGUGGCCACCUUAGGCAUCUUACUCCAUGCUAUUGCGGUCCUACUCCGCUUUUUCGCACUUGCCCCUAGCUUCCCUAUGGCUGUACUAAUUGUCGUCGGCUGGUACGCCAUGGUCACAGGCCAAUCCGUCGUACUUUAUUCCCGGCUGCACCUUGUCGUCAGCGACUACCGUCGGUACCGAUGGGUGUUGUAUAUGAUCAUCAUCAAUUUUUGCGUAUUACACAUUCCGGUGUCCAUCCUCUUCUUUGGCAGCGGUCUAGGCCAUUCAAAUUUCCUCGGCCCGUUCAAUGUCUAUGAGGAUAUCCAGCUUGCUGGCUUCUCUAUCCAGGAGAUCAUUAUCUCUGGGUUGUAUAUCUGGGAAGCUUCUCGGGCACUCAAACCGGCUCUCACGCGCGAGGAACGAAGUGGCUAUAAUGUCAUGAAACAUUUGAUACUCGUCAAUAUCAUUGCCAUCCUUAUGGAUGCUUCGCUCCUUGCGACCCAAUAUACCAACAAUUUCGAAAUACAAACAACGUAUAAGACCGUCGUCUACAGCGUUAAGCUGAAGAUGGAAUUCAGCGUGCUGAACCAACUGGUCGCCUUUUUGAUGAGAAAUCACUACAUAAACGAAUAUGACAGCCAGCAGACUUGUCUGGAGCCAAACAGAGGUGGAAUGGAGGUUUUUCUCACACCCUAUCGUCGCUUCGAUCCGGCAAAACAACCCCGACGCUCGGCUUGCAGCCUGCCGACAAAGAUCCGCCAGCUGGGAGGCGCGAACCGCGAGCUGGGGAUGAGCUCCGCCGUACUCGGGUCCGGCUGGGCGACACGCGCAGCGAUAGCGGUCGAUUCCAGACAAAGUCCCGUGGGCUUCAGAGUGAGCUUGACGCCAGCUCACACCGAGCCAGUCGGCUAG